Messenger RNA from Culex pipiens pallens (northern house mosquito), 1468 nucleotides. Its product is annotated as cuticle protein CP14.6-like. NCBI's taxonomy places the organism in Eukaryota, Metazoa, Arthropoda, Insecta, Diptera, Culicidae. Gene Ontology annotation, cellular component: chitin-based extracellular matrix. The transcript has 2 exons. The record is from RefSeq and is a predicted model, not a curated record. Gene Ontology annotation, molecular function: structural constituent of chitin-based larval cuticle. Bases 900 to 1289 code for a protein of 129 amino acids.
UCCCCUUCUUACCCACCGUGCAAAGUGUAUAUGCAUUAACCCAGUCGAAAGGUCUCCAAAUCUCUGAACUUCAAACUUUCUUAUUCAAACACAUUACUUUAAGUUUAUAAAUAGAUUUUUCUUAUGUGACAAACAAUUUAUUAAUCAAUCCUUACACUAUAGUCUAGUCAAGGUCUAGUUCAUCAUCUAGACAUGCUCCUAAUUUAGCUUGCACCCCCUCGGCUACAGGGACACCACUUUUUGACCAACCAAAUUAACUUGUAUCAAGGCCUAGUUAUGGCCGAGUGGCAGAUUUAGACGUGUUUUCCUAAUUAGUACUAGCCGGCGCAGCUGGAACUGCAUCGGCGUUGACAGCUGGAGCACAACCGGAUCGUGAUUUGGUCAGUUUUGUUGGGGGUUGUUUACCACUUAAGUGACAUUUGUCAUAAAUUUUGAUAUUAGAAAACUCCUUUGAAAAAUAAGACUGUUGAUUUUCUUGAAUUUUUUUCUUCAGAAAACUCGAUUUUUAAGAAAGUAUUGCCAGGGUCAGACUGACCACCAACCGUAAGUCACCGUCAAUUGCCCACAGCCAGAUCACCCAAAUCAAUCAGGAUUAGCCAUAACCUUACCUUGUCAAGAAUGCGCGCGCUGCUUGCCAUUGAUGCUGAAAUGAUAUUAUUAUUAUUAUUAUUUUCGCCUCACAUCCGAAAACGGACAACCUCAACACGGAGAUUAGGUGAUCAAUUUCUUCAACACGAAAUUGCACUCACCACGGGUGGCGUCACAAUAUAAUACUCGUUUUGCCCCACAUUCUCGGUGGGACAUCGCGUGCGGAGGAGCGGACUUCGAGGUUGACCGAUGUUCUGGCGUUGAGGCAUGUGAAGGAAUCUAGAACGGUGCUCGCCUCCUCCCUCGUGGCCAUGUGCCUCGCCUCGCCGAUCGCUCCCCUGCACCAGAACCCGGAAGCCUCGGCCCAAAUCCUGGCCUACGAGAACGUCCUGCACGACGAUGGCCACUACAACUGGGGCUACCAAACGAGCAACGGAAUCGCCGCCCACGAGGAGGGCCUCGGAGCGCACCAGGCCAACGGAGUGUUCUCCUACACCGGUCCCGAUGGCGUCCAGUACCGCGUCCAGUAUGUGGCCGAUGAGAACGGAUUCCGCCCGGAGGGUGCCCAUCUGCCAACCCCACCGCCAACCCCGGACCACGUGAUCAAGUCGCUCGAGCAGAUCCGUGCCAACCCACCCAAGUACCAGAAGGACUUCAGCCUGGAAGCCCUGGAUGCCACCAUCCGUCGGCUGAAGAACUAAACGUUGCUACUCGUGGAUUGACCCCAAUAUCGACUUCAUCGGAUUAUAUUUUGUUCAAAUGUUGAAACUGUUAUCGUUGGUUGGAACUGCAACCACGAAAUGUGCGUGAGUUAAGAAUGUUGUGUUCGUUUACCGUCAUGGAACAAACUAUUUGUGUUUGUACAUAUCGAGUGUGAAAG